AUGCCUCGGGUGUCGUUCGCCCCUCCCUCUCAGUGCCUCACCUUCCUCCCCUUGUUGCAUCGCCUCCUGCCCUCCCUCCCCCCUACCGUCCGAGACGUGGACGUCCCCCUCCUGUUUCGGGAGCGGUUCAUCCUGAGUGGGUACCGUCAGGCGGGUCUGCCGUGGCGGUGUUACGUCCUCAGCCUCUUCCAGAUCCACAACGAGACUCUGAACGUGUGGAGCCACCUGCUGGCCGCCGUCUGCGUGGUGAUGAGGUUCAUGAUGUUCGCCGGGAUCCUGGGUUUUCGGCUGCAGGGUCCCGAAGGUCAGGGGCUUUCUGUCGACGCCUCCUCGCUGCCUCUGGUCCUCUACGUUUUCUCUGCGUUCACUUACCUGAGCUGCAGCGCUGCAGCUCACCUGCUGCAGUCGCACUCGGAGCAGUCGCAUUACUCGCUCUUCCUCCUGGACUACGUGGGCGUGGCCGUCUACCAGUACGGCUGCGCUCUGGCUCUGAGCCUGUACAGCUCCAGCGCCGCCUGGACACAAAGCAUGCUGGGACAGGUCUUCCUCCCGGCCGCCGCCUUCCUCGCCUGGUUCUCCUGCACCGCCUGCUGUUAUGCGAAGCUCCGUUUCCGGCGGCCGUACCCGCUCCGCAGGAAGCUCUGCCAGGUGCUGCCGAUGGGCGUGGCCUACGUGCUGGACAUCAGCCCCGUCGCCCACCGUCUCUCCACCUGCAGCUGGACCAGCAGCUCUGCACUGCCACUGCACUUCCUGCAGGUGGUGCUGUUUCUGCUGUCAGCCUUCUUCUUCUCUUGUCCCAUACCUGAGCGCUUCUCCCCCGGCAGCUUUGACAUCGUCGGCCACGGCCACCAGCUCUUCCACGUCCUGCUGUCCCUCUGCACACUGGCCCAGCAGGAGGCGCUGUUCCAGGACUUUCUGUGGCGGCGGCCGGCGCUGGUCAGGGAGUUCGGCGAGCAGCGCCUCCUGCUGGCCUGCGUCUCCUUCCCCUGCUUGACGCUCUGCUGUGCGAUGACAGCGUUCGCUAUGAGGAGGCAAGCUCAGGUUCAGCUGAAGAAAGAGCAAAGAUAG
Chelmon rostratus (copperband butterflyfish) is the source of this 1068-nucleotide messenger RNA. Its product is annotated as membrane progestin receptor beta-like. The transcript is spliced from 5 exons. The record is from RefSeq and is a predicted model, not a curated record. Gene Ontology annotation, biological process: response to steroid hormone. Gene Ontology annotation, molecular function: steroid binding; nuclear steroid receptor activity. The coding region runs from base 1 to 1068 and encodes 355 amino acids. Gene Ontology annotation, cellular component: plasma membrane. Lineage: Eukaryota; Metazoa; Chordata; Actinopteri; Chaetodontiformes; Chaetodontidae.